Molecule: messenger RNA, 2412 nt
Organism: Scedosporium apiospermum
Lineage: Eukaryota; Fungi; Ascomycota; Sordariomycetes; Microascales; Microascaceae
Exons: 8
Coding region: 1-2412 (803 amino acids)
Biological process (GO): cell motility; phosphatidic acid biosynthetic process; intracellular signal transduction
Molecular function (GO): D-type glycerophospholipase activity
Source: RefSeq, a predicted model, not a curated record
AUGGAUCUCUUCCGCAAGGCGGGGGCUCGCAUCGAGAGUCUCCUGAGUGGGGAUGAUGAGCGCCAUUCCCACACUCACCUCGGUCAUGAAUGCACCCAUAUUCAUCCUGACCAUCAUAGAGACAACCGGUACACCUCCUUCGCACCCCAGACUGUCGGAAACGCCAAGUGGUAUGUCGAUGGCUGCUCCUAUUUCUGGGCCGCAUCCGAGGCUAUUGAAGCUGCUCAAAAGAGCAUUUACAUCCUCGAUUGGUGGCUCAGUCCCGAGCUGUAUCUGCGUCGACCUCCCUCUGCCAACGAGAGAUAUCGUCUCGAUAAGCUGCUCCAUGCUGCUGCCGAUCGCGGAGUGAAAGUUCACAUCAUCGUCUACAAGGAGGUUCAAGCAGCAUUGGCCUUAAACUCUGCAGUUUUUAGGCACCCUGACCACACGCCUACUGGAUACAGUUUGAACAAAACUUUCUCCGGCCUCAACCUCGGUGGUUCAGGCAUUGCAAAGACCUCUGUCGACGCCUUAAAGGCCCUCUACGGUACUAGCGAUGGUAUGGUGCUGUUUUGGGCUCAUCAUGAGAAGCUUUGCCUUGUCGAUGAGAAGAUUGUUUUUAUGGGCGGGCUUGAUAUGUGUCACCCAAUUGCUGAUGCUCACCCUGGAAACCUCGAGGCCGUUGUCUUUCCUGGGCAAGACUACAAUAAUGCCCGAAUCUAUGACUUCCACGACGUGGAUAAGUGGGAGCAGAACAAGCUCGACCGAGGUCAGAGUAGCAGGAUGGGAUGGACCGAUGUUACUAUCAGCCUGAACGGCCCAAUUGUCGGGAGUCUAAUCCAUCACUUUAAGGACCGGUGGAACUAUCUUUACGACCAGAAGUAUGGACACAAGAAUGCUGGCAAGUAUGCGAAGCUUGAGGCCACCGUGCCAGGCAACCCUAGUCCCCAAGGACUAGAUCGGGGCCUGGGCGGCGAUUGGAGUCAGUCUGGCCAGCGACUCCUGGGUGACAUGCACAGUCGAUUCAACCGAGGAUUGAGCCAUCUCACCGGCCACGAUGACCGCACCCACCAAAGGCCACCAUCCAGGCAUAGCGGCGCCGGAAGCAGCAUCCAGCUAGUGCGCAGCGCUACUCAAUGGUCCUCUGGGCUUCCCACCGAGCAUUCCAUUGCCAACGCCUACAUAGACGCCAUCACCAAUGCGAAGCACUUUAUCUAUAUUGAGAACCAGUUUUUCAUCACUGCUACAAGCGAUGCUCAGAAACCAGUUUGCAACAAGCUGGGAACUGCAAUCGUGAACCGUAUUCUCAAAGCCUAUCACGCCAACGAAGAGUUCCUGAUCAUUGUCAUCAUGCCCGCUGUCCCUGGAUUCCCCGGUGACCUGAAGGCUGACAGUGCACUCGGCACGCGAGCGAUUAUGGAAUUCCAGUACUUCUCCAUUUCUCGUGGUGGGCAUAGUAUUCUCGAGACGCUGCGAAAUAACGGUAUCCAGGAUGUCAGUCGAUAUAUUGCAUUCUACAACCUUCGAAACUACGACCGCAUCAACGGCCCGUCCAGAGGCCCGGAUUCUACCUGGGACACCGUGGCAUCCUGUUACAUGGCGGGUGGUGCUGAUAUCCGAUCUGUCCCCUGGUAUGGUCCCCCAGAGGCCGAGAUCGACUCCUUCGUGAGCGAGCAGCUCUACAUCCACAGCAAGCUCCUCAUCGCCGACGACAAACUCGUCAUCUGCGGCUCGGCCAACAUCAACGACCGAUCCCAGCUCGGCUUCCACGACUCCGAAAUCGCCGUCGUCAUCGAGGACCCUACCCCUGUCGACUCGUACAUGAACGGCCGCCCUUACCAGGCCAGCGUUUUCGCCGCCUCCCUCCGACGCUUCAUCUUCCGCAAGCACCUCGGCCUCAUUCCCGACGAAAAGUGGGACAAGCCCAACGUUAACUGGUCCGGCGUCGACAAGGGCCCCAACUGGUAUGACUGGAACUCGCACGCUGACCAGCUCGUCCGCGAUCCGCUGCACCCCGAUUUCCGGAAUUUGUGGAAUACCACGGCCCGCGUGAAUACCGAGGUCUUUAGCAAGGUCUUCCACAAUGUGCCGAAUAAUCACGUUCGCACGUGGAAGGCUUACGACGAGUUCUUCUCGAAGCACUUCGUCAUACCCGGUGCCGCCGAGAAGCCCGAAAAGGGCGGCAAUAACAACCAGCAGCAGCAGCAGCAACAACAACAGCAGGCGCAGCAGGCUCAGAAUGCAGCUGGCAAAAUUGGCUACGGCCACGUUGUCAAGUCGGAGUUCCCUGGUGGUGUGGGCGAGGUGAAGGAGUGGUUGAGCCGCGUGCGAGGAACCCUUGUGGAGAUGCCUUUGGACUUUUUGGUGGAUGAGCCGGAUAUCGCGAAGGAGGGUCUGGAGUUGAAUACCUUGACGGCGGAGUUGUAUACUUGA